AUGGAUAUAAAACUGCUUCUUUUCUCAGAAAUAGUAGAUAUUGAAACCGGAGCAGCAGAAAUACGAAGGCUGUCGGUGCCCCGCUGGGUGGAAAAUGGAACAGAACACCCUGUAGUACUUGAUUGCGAUUACAUCUACAAUGAAAACGAUUUGAGACUCGUAGUGAAAUGGUUUUUCCAAGACAAUUCCGAACCAGUGUAUCAAUGGAUUCCCGCCCUAAACCUCAAACAUACAUCUGGCUUUUUAAGGAAUCACCUGGAUUUGAAUUUCGCUGUGAAUACCAUUGAUCCGUAUUGUAAAUACAGAGCUCUGAGGAUUGUGGAACCCUCCAUCGAACUAAGUGGAAAAUAUACAUGUGUUGUGACGUCACUAGCCGGCCAGGAUUCAAAAGAACAAAUAAUGACUGUGUUUGGCCCAAGAAUAUCUGAAGAGAUGCGUACGGUGACGUCACCUGGAAAUGAAAAGCAGCUAUCUGUUUACUUGCGCAUGCUUGCCUGCGAUUGCGUCAUUCAAAAUAUUGCCUUCUCCGGUACGUGCACCGUGAGCUCACAUGUACCAAAAGAAGCUAAUAUACACAGUCCAGUCACAUUAAUGUGA
Molecule: messenger RNA, 597 nt
Organism: Parasteatoda tepidariorum (common house spider)
Lineage: Eukaryota; Metazoa; Arthropoda; Arachnida; Araneae; Theridiidae
Source: RefSeq, a predicted model, not a curated record